AUGAAUCUUCAACGAACUGAAGAUCGUCCUGAGGAAGUCGUCGAGUUUGAUGUAGCGUUUGCCGGAGUGAUAACGGAUGUGAGUUUUGUGUCUAUCGAUCCAUCUGGUAGAAGUGAUUUGUUGAAGAUCAUCGAUCAGGCGUUGAACCGUGGAUCGAUUGCUCCAAUGCACAGCCUUCAACCAGGGUCUCAUCGGAUCAGUAUCCAUCGUGACCACCUACAAAUCUGCUCAACAAGUACACAG
Molecule: messenger RNA, 243 nt
Organism: Haemonchus placei
Lineage: Eukaryota; Metazoa; Nematoda; Chromadorea; Rhabditida; Trichostrongylidae
Source: the annotation of a GenBank genome assembly